Molecule: messenger RNA, 4428 nt
Organism: Cyphomyrmex costatus
Lineage: Eukaryota; Metazoa; Arthropoda; Insecta; Hymenoptera; Formicidae
Gene: sws
Product: patatin like phospholipase domain containing sws
Exons: 15
Coding region: 196-4212 (1338 amino acids)
Biological process (GO): phosphatidylcholine metabolic process
Cellular component (GO): endoplasmic reticulum
Molecular function (GO): phosphatidylcholine lysophospholipase A1 activity
Source: RefSeq, a predicted model, not a curated record
UGGCGCUGGAUGACUCGAGCGAAGUAUCAAAGGUCGUUUACUUGCGAGAUAAAUAAUUAAUUUUUCGUCCCCGCGGACUCAAUUAACUCGUUUACGUUUUCGUGUAGUUUCGUGCUUGCUAACGUAUGCGGUCCUGGUCGAGACACAUCUUGUUUUUGGGCGGAUUUUUCGUUGGAGGAGACAUGAGUACCCACUAUGGAGGUGAUAGAAUUAUUUAAUAAGUUCAAUGAGAGCCUGGGGUCAUACAUAUUUUCAAGAUGGAUUGGAAGGUUUAUAGAGGAAUAUCAAUCAUCGAGGACGCUCUUUGUUAUUGCCACAAUUUUACUCCUUAUUUUCUUAAUUGCGUCGAUCUUUGUGGUACGCAAAUGGAAGAACAAAGAAUUUUUGCCAGAGGUGAAGGAGUUUGUUGGAGUGGGUACAGGAAAGCCAAGGUUCAGAAAGAGAGACAAGGUUCUCUUUUAUGGCAGAAAGAUGUUGCGCAAAGUAAAGUCCAUUGGUGGCCAAGUGCACUCAACUGGACAAGGGAAGAAAAGAAGAGCAGUCAUGAGAUUUGCUCGUCGAUUGUUGCAACUUAAAAAGGAUACUGUCCCACAACAGCUUAAAGUAUUAGAACCACCUGCUGAAUAUUUGGAAGAAGAUUUAGGUCCUGGUGAGAGAGUACCACCAGAUGCCCUGUAUAUGUUACAAAGUAUUAGAGUCUUUGGUCACUUUGAAAAACCUGUUUUCUUGAAAUUGUGCAAAUACACAGAAAUUAUGAAUUUACCUGCUGGUAGCACAUUAUUCAAGAUUGGGGAUCCCGAUGAGAAUUUAUUUAUAGUACAGCAGGGUUUAGUCAAUGUAUAUAUCACUGGAUCCGAUGGUUCUCAAAUAUCAUUGAAAGUAGUAAAAACGGGUGAAUCAGUUACCAGUCUUCUUAGCUUUACGGAUGUACUUACCGGUCAUACAAGUACAUACAAAACUGUAUCAGCAAGAGCUGUAGAAGAUUCUGUUGUAGUAAAGUUACCAAUGAGCGCGUUCCAAGAAGUAUUUCAAGAUUAUCCUGAUGCCUUUGUUCGAGUUAUCCAGGUCAUUAUGGUACGCCUGCAAAGAGUUACCUUUACCGCUUUACACCAAUAUCUUGGUCUUUCUGCAGAAUUAGUCAAUCAGGGAUCGCAUAAGAAGAAACAGAGUCCAUUCUCUGGUUCACCGGUACGAUCAAGAACCAGAGAGAACUUUGCUUCACAAAACAUGGAAAGUGUACCUGGUAUAUUUCCAAUGGGUACAUCAGAAAUGCACGAUAUCAGUGAUAGUUCUCAUCGUGACACAAGCGCUUCUCAACCUGUGCCAAUAAUUAUGAAUCGACGAAAGAGUAAUGUCGACUGGAAAGGUUUUAAUGUACAAGCUAGUCAGAAUAAUUCUGCAGAGAUGGUACCAGAAUGUGACUCUCACUGGACAACAUCACCUCUUAUAGCACAGUCCACACAUGGAUCACAUCCUGAAUCCUCUCAUUCUUAUUCUAGCAAAAAGCGUCAGAUUAAUGAGGCAAUGCAGCAACAGCAACAACAACUGGACGAAGCACAGCUCGUACAAAUAGCCACAGAUGCAUUUGUUCUUGAACUUGGCAUAGAGGACGAGAACGUGCUUAAAGAUAAAGUGCAGAUCAGGGAAGUACCAAGUGGUACUCACCUGAUGAAAGAAGAAUCUCAUAAGGAUGUUGCACUUGUAUAUGUGCUUUCGGGUUCGCUAAUAGUAAGUCAACGCGUAUCGGAAGGUCGAGACGCGGGACAAGAAGUGCACAUGUUCAGUGCUCAUCAAGGCGAAAUUGUCGGUGGUUUAGCAGUAUUAACUGGCGAGCCAUCUUUUUAUACAAUCAGAGCAAAGCAUGCCAGCCGUAUCGCGUUACUCAGCAAAUCAACAUUCUUCGCUAUCAUGCGAGACCAACCUACUGUCGUGUUGCACGUGGCACAUACCGUUGUUCGUAGAUUAAGUCCUUUCGUAAGACAGGUGGAUUUCGCUCUUGAUUGGUUGUUUCUUGAAAGCGGACGAGCCGUUUAUAGACAAGGGGAUGAAUCAGACUCGACAUUCAUUGUGUUAAGCGGACGAUUGCGAUCGGUAAUUACUUACAAAAACGGCAAAAAAGAACCGGUAGCAGAAUAUGGAAAGGGUGACUUGGUGGGAAUCGUAGAAAUGGUCACACAAACUCCGAGAUCGACGACGGUCAUGGCGGUCCGGGAUUCUGAGCUAGCGAAGUUACCGGAAGGUUUAUUCAAUGUGAUCAAACUCAGAUAUCCAAUUGUUGUCACGAGAUUAAUAAAUCUUCUUGGCCAUCGCAUACUCGGCACUUGGCAGCAAGCACAUACAAAAAACAACAGCAAUGAUACUCAACGAGCCGCAGCAACGGUUGAUGCUAGACCCGCACAAGUAAAUUUUUCAACAGUUGCCAUAGUGCCAAUAUCAGAUGAUGUACCACUAACUGCUUUUACUUAUGAAUUAUAUCAUUCUUUAUGUGCCAUUGGACCUUGUCUUCGUCUAACGUCGGAUGUCGUAAGAAAGACUUUAGGAACAACCAUCAUGGAGCCUGCGAACGAAUACCGAUUAACUUCUUGGCUUGCACAGCAGGAAGAUCAACACAGAAUAUCUUUAUAUCAAUGUGAUUCAAGUUACACGCUAUGGACUCAGCGAUGCGUGAGACAGGCUGAUUGCAUUCUUAUCGUGGGUUUAGGCGAUCGAGCGCCAUCGAUUGGUCGAACAGAACGUGAGAUAGAACGGCUGGUAAUGCGAACGCAGAAGGAACUAGUACUACUACAUAAAGAACAGAACGGUCAACGACCCACGAACACUGUUCAAUGGUUGAACAUGAGAUCAUGGGUAUCCAGUCACCAUCACAUCCAGUGUCCAAAACGGAUGUUCACUAGAAGAUCACAGUAUAGAAUUAACGAAUUAUACUCCAAAGUGCUCAUGUCUGAGCCGAACGUACACAGUGACUUCAGUAGAUUAGCACGAUGGCUGACCGGUACCUCGGUUGGUCUCGUUUUAGGUGGAGGUGGUGCAAGAGGCGCUGCUCACGUGGGCAUGCUGAAAGCCAUCAUUGAAGCAGGUAUCCCUAUAGAUAUGGUUGGUGGUGUGAGCAUCGGUGCCUUCAUGGGCGCGUUGUGGUGUAUGGAAAAGAACAUUACUACUACCACACAAAAGGCUAGAGAAUGGUCUAAGAAAAUGACUCAAUGGUGGCGACAGAUUAUGGAUUUGACUUAUCCGAUGACUUCGAUGUUCUCCGGUAAAGAUUUUAACAAGACGAUACAGCAAACUUUCGGCGACACGUAUAUAGAGGACUUGUGGCUUCCGUAUUUCACUAUAACCACAGACAUCACGGAUUCCUGUAUGCGCACGCAUAGACACGGAUCGCUGUGGCGGUACAUUCGGGCCUCGAUGUCAUUGUCUGGUUAUAUGCCACCCAUGUGUGACCCCGUUGAUGGCCAUCUCCUACUCGACGGCGGGUACGUCAAUAACCUUCCAGCUGACGAAAUGUUGCGGCAAGGAGCACAUCAUAUUCUGGCCAUCGACGUCGGGUCACAAGACGACACGGACUUGACGAAUUAUGGGGACUCGUUGUCCGGUUGGUGGUUAUUGUGGAAACGAUGGAAUCCAUUUGCCACACCCGUGAAGGUGCCAAAUUUACCGGACAUCCAGUCCAGAUUGGCAUACGUAAGUUGUGUUCGCCAGUUAGAGGAGGUAAAGAGUUCGGAUUAUUGCGAGUACAUCAGACCACCGAUUGAUAAGUACAAAACCCUGCAAUUUGCCAACUUUGACGAGAUCAAGGAUGUAGGAUAUCAACACGGAAAAACGUAUUUCGAGGGUCAAUCAAAAGCUGGAGUUCUCCCUCGAUUCAAUGCGGAUCGAGAGAAUGCGAGAGCUAUGCGAGCGAAAUAUCAAGCGGCUAAUCAACAGUCACCCUCUUCAUACACUUUCACCGAUCUCGCGCAGAUGGUGUGUAAAGUUUCGCGUGGUAGCCGAUACAUCGAUCUCGAUAUAGAUUCCGAUUCGGAUGAACUAGAGGAAUACGAGGCGGACUUGGAAGAAGAUGCGCAGGAAGUAGGAUACGCGUCUGAACCCACUGCCGGUAUUUUAGAUCAGAGUCCUGAGGAUAAUCGACUGAGACGAAGAACUGGCGUUUCACUUAGUCUAUCCGACACCGAGGCAGAGUCGGAAUUAGAUUACCAUCCAAAGAUUUUUUGAAUACUUGUUUACAAUUAUCUACGAUAUGGUAUUUGCAUAAUUCGCUCAACGAGAUAAAUUCAACAGAAUUUUCUCAAACAUAUAUAACUGUAUUACUCAGAUGCACUAUUGAUCUACGUCGAAGUACAAAAACAAUUAUUGCAAUUGUAUAACCACGGGAACGUUCUGAAAUUAUGUCACAAUGCGAUAUGUAUCGCUACAUAAUAAUAAGUAAUU